AUGGCAUUCCUUGAAGCUAGUAUAGCCAAUACUUUGAACGCCGAGAAUGACUGGGAGUUUGUCUGGAAAAUGGACUGGACCAACUGCUCGACAUCGUCAAACGAGACCACUUCGGACGGAGCCAGCCAGCCCAAUCUGACUGCUCUCACUGCCGAUGACAGAUGCGGUGAUGCUUCCGCUCUGGCGUUCAACGUCUCAAAGACACUAGAAGCCCAAUCGGGCUACUAUGAAGGCGAAACAUGCGCCAUGCUCGCGAGCCUCACGCCUAUGCCUACUCCUUGCAAGGUCAGUGUCGUACCGGCCGCCGCUUCGAGCAUCUCUUCCACCCUCACCGCAGCACAGUGCGCUGCUCUGACCCCUGGUAUUAGCUGUCCGCCAAAGAAGGGCACAGCCACCGUCAACAAUGUGGCUUCUCGGCUGAAGUGGUGGGCUGCUGGUAUGCUGCUUGUUUGCGAGCUGUUGGUUUAG
This is a messenger RNA of Penicillium brevicompactum, 468 nucleotides long. RefSeq lists its product as uncharacterized. NCBI's taxonomy places the organism in Eukaryota, Fungi, Ascomycota, Eurotiomycetes, Eurotiales, Aspergillaceae. The transcript has 2 exons. Bases 1 to 468 code for a protein of 155 amino acids. The record is from RefSeq and is a predicted model, not a curated record.